CAAGUCAGCCGUUCCCGAAACCUCGGUGUUGGGCCCCGGCAACCUGGCAAGCAUCUAUCCUUGUCCUGAGAAUCCGCAAUCCAGUACAGAACCGCUGCCAUCAUCAUCAGCAUCAUCAUUCAAGAUUCAUCCACCGCCUUGAACCACAUUACUUACUGCUCCUGCCGCUGCUGUCACUUCUUUUACCCGUCCUCCUCCACACGACCGACCUCUCGCUGCACUUUCAACUCUUCAUCCUUUCCUUCGUGUCGUUGACCAACACAUCGGCAUCCUAUCAAUUUUUGAUGCCGUGGGCGCCUGGCUCCAAUUUCCUGAACCCGACCUGCCUGCCUGAGCGACCGUUGUGACAUAUGCGAACAUCAGCCAUCAGCCAUCCGCGUUCCAGACCGAACCUGCCUUUGAUCUCGCCCCACACCAUCCACCCUGCACCUUCUGCAGAGACAUUCGGAGUUACUCAACUGAAUCGAGUCACCCCAGUACCAUCGACUUCUCCCCUGUCACUCUUUUGUCUCCCCAGUCGCACAUCCACCCCUCACAAACCAACCUGCUCUUGUCCUGACAAUUGCACCCACCCGUCGCCCUUGUGCGACAAGACCCUCUCGUUGACCAUGAGAAAGCCUUGAGUCGGCCUCCCCUCGUCGCAUGAGAAGCAUGCCAGUCACUCGACAAGAAUGGCCCAUACGGCCAGUGCCAGCCAUGUCGCCCAUGGACCUGCAUUGGACCCAAGACUAUUUUAUGAAUAAAGAACACCGGCUUGACUUUCAGAAGCGCGAUGAUGGACAUGACGACAACUACGAUGAAGCUCUUUACAACUCCACUGUUCUCCAGUUGCCUGCCCAUGUGUCCGAGGACGACCUGGACGAGCGCGUCGCAGAAGACGCCAAAGGACUCGGUUUGUUGCCUUUUCGACCUAUGUUGGACAUCGACGACAUCACCUCCUCAGUGUCUACCAUAACCAUAGCCUCCGACUCGCCGAACCAAGGCCCCAGAUCUAUUCAAUCUCAAUCAACCCCGCCUACCUCUUGUGCUUCCAGUGAACAUCGCCCAGCCAUCCAACCUUCUCGCUCGUCCGAAAAACCCCUCUCAGGCCCUCUCACCGUGCCUCAUUUGUCAGACGCAGAGAAGCGGAGGAGGUCACCGUUUGCCAGAGGGUUUCGAAGAAUGGCAGGCUUUCGAAAACGAAGGUUCACCGGAAACUCUUCCUCCACCCUCACCAGCAUCAACAGCGACGUCGACACCCAGGUGAGCGAGAAGCCCUCUGUCAACAGCAUUCCAAAACGUACUCCAUCCGACCAAUCGAGCACGAGCUCAUGGUCGCACCGUCCUUCUCCUCCUCCCGCCCGUCCUAGCCAUGACGAUCAAAUGACCCAAGAUCGCGAGGCUCUUCAACGCAGCACGGAAUGUAAAGAGAUUCUCGAUCUACGCAUGAAGCAGUUGGAAGAAAAGGCUCGCUUCCUUGAGUAUCAGGUUUUUCUCCUGUCUCAGCUUCAUUCCCGACGUGACAGUGCCAAAGACCGUCGAAGAGUUGACCAGGACAGAAUCAUUGCCGAGCACAUCGAAAAGAGAGAUCAUGCAGUUGAAGAGCUAGAGGCCCGGCAGCUGGAGGAGGAGAUGAAGAUUCAGGAAGAGCACGACCUGGAAAAACGGGCGGUGCUUUUCCGGUUACGACACAUGGAAGCAUAUUGCCAGAACCCCACGCCACCGACGACUCCAGUAGAUGUUACGUCCGGAAGAACCUCGGUGGAAGUCCCCCUCCCUGAACGCAAAGUGACAGAAAAGGACUACCACAAUCUAGCUCAGCAAUAUCGUGAGCGUGAUGCGAUGGAUACAUUGCAUAAGUCCAAGAUCAACGUUCUGCGGGGCAAGCAGAAGAGGGCGGUGGAAAACCUGAUGAAUCGCAGAGACUUGGAAAUUGAAAAGCUGGAACGAGAUCAGCAAAAAGAACUAGCAGCGAUUGACAGCGAAUAUGCGUCUCAAGAACAUCAGCUGCUCAUGGGAUUGAGUACCAGGAAAGCACGGUUGGAAGCUCGUUGGCGGACGCAGGCAACCAUUCAACGCACACGAAUGGAGAAGAUGACUGGGGAGAGAUUUGCUCCUUUGCCGGAUGUGACGGUGCAGGAAUCAGAUCGGAAGGACGCAGCAUGCGAGUCUGGCUGAUUGGUGAGUUUGACUUGGUUGAUUUGGCUGUCCGUCUUUUGUUUGACGCGGAUCUGUGCAAUUACGGUUAUGAUUUUGGAAGAUACCCUUGACUUUGCAUGGCUGUAUAGCAUCCUUGUGGUCUAUUUUCUUUCUUUGGAAGGGAAAAGGACACGGGCAUAUCGGGAACGCAUUUGGGCGCAGGGACAUUUUGAGGGAGGCAUCGAACAGGAACCAGAGCUGAUGGCGGCAGUUUGUGUAUGACAACCAGAGAAUCGAUAUUGCAAGUUGAUGAUAGUGUGCAGAAGAUGUGAAUGAGAUGUGUUUCUGUUUGAUGAAA
Molecule: messenger RNA, 2476 nt
Organism: Exophiala mesophila
Lineage: Eukaryota; Fungi; Ascomycota; Eurotiomycetes; Chaetothyriales; Herpotrichiellaceae
Exons: 2
Coding region: 643-2157 (504 amino acids)
Source: RefSeq, a predicted model, not a curated record